Molecule: messenger RNA, 1614 nt
Organism: Penicillium diatomitis
Lineage: Eukaryota; Fungi; Ascomycota; Eurotiomycetes; Eurotiales; Aspergillaceae
Product: flavin-containing monooxygenase
Exons: 2
Coding region: 1-1614 (537 amino acids)
Molecular function (GO): N,N-dimethylaniline monooxygenase activity; NADP binding; flavin adenine dinucleotide binding
Source: RefSeq, a predicted model, not a curated record
AUGCCGUCUGUUACCAGUAUCCACAAACGUCACGCCUAUGGCAAGGAUGCCCACACAUACUACCCUGUACUCAUUGUGGGUGCUGGAGAGUCAGGAAUCGCAAUGGGCUGUCGCCUCAAGGAGGAGCUCGGAACGGACCAGUUUCGAAUCUUUGAGCGCCAGUCAGGAAUCGGUGGAACCUGGUGGAUUAAUCGGUAUCCUGGGGCUGCUUGCGACAUCCCGGCGCUGUUCUACUCUUUCUCAUUUGCAACCAAGAAGAAUUGGUCCACUUUACAUCCUUCGGGCCCAGAAAUUGCACAGUACCUGGCGGAUGUGUGUGAGAAAUACCAAAUUGUGGACAAGAUUCAAUUCCACACAGAUGUCCGCGAGCUUCGAUGGAUUGAAGACGAUGAAGAGUGGGAGGUAUUGCUGUCCCAUCUGGUGCCCGGAACGGGCGAUCUCUCUUCAUAUGACCGAGAGCAACUGGCACUGAAAGAGGGCGCGCACCGCGUCUAUGUCAAGAACGAGAUUGUUCGGGCUAAAAUCGUUGUCAGCGGCGUCGGUGGUCUGGUCGAACCCAAGACGUGGCCGAAGGAUAUUCCAGGCAUGGAAGAUUUUGAGGGUGAAAUUAUACACACGGCGCGCUGGAAGAGCGAUCUGGACCUCAAGGACAAGGAUGUGAUCAUGCUGGGCUCGGGCUGCAGCGCCGCUCAGGUCGUUCCCGAAUUGGCCAAACCAGAGGCCAGUGUCCGUUCUAUCACGCAGAUCAUGCGCACGCCUCCUUGGGUGCAACCCGACCUAUUGCCCCCCCAUCUUCUUGAAUAUUGGGAGCGGUGGAUGCCUUCUUUACUCACCUAUGUGCCUGGUCUACCGCAACUGCUCCGUCAGUCUAUGUUCCUGGCAUUCGAAGAGAGUUUUUUCUCCAUGUUCACAGAUGGGUCAUACGGACGGAAAAGAAGGCCCGAAUUAGAAAAGAAAUUCUUGGACCAUAUGCGGAAGGUGGCACCUACAGCGUACCAUGAUAUAUUGACACCCAACUACAGCCUUGGCUGCAAGCGUCGUGUUAUCGACGGCACCUGGUAUCGCAGCUUGCACUCGCCAAAAGUCACCUUGACCACCCAGCCACUGACGCGAGUACACGCGAAGAGUGUGACCAUUGGUCCUGGUCAAGACUAUCCUCCUGGCAAAAAGGCCCAGGGUGAGGAACAUGAGAUCCCUGCGGACGUGAUCCUCCUCGGCAAUGGAUUCGAAACCAACCAGUGGUUACACCCACUCAAAGUGGUGGGAAAGGGCAACAAGGACAUGCAAGACCUCUGGACCGAGCGAGGGGGCGCCCAAGCAUAUCUCGGAAUUGCGAUGGACCAUUGCCCCAACUUUUUCAUGAUAUUCGGACCCAACACCGCCACCGGUCAUACGAGCGUGAUAUUCGCCACAGAGAACGCUGUCAACUACACGCUGCGGCUGAUCAAGCCGAUUCUGGAUGGCCAGGUGAGCUCGUGGGAGGUGAAAGAAGAAGCCGAAAGGGCCUGGACAAAGCAAGUGCAGGAUCAGUUGCAGAAGACUGUCUUCCGCCGGGGUGUCUGUUCUAGCUGGUAUAUCACCGCGGAUGGCUGGAACUCAUCGACCUACCCGUGA